Molecule: messenger RNA, 1485 nt
Organism: Phlebotomus papatasi
Lineage: Eukaryota; Metazoa; Arthropoda; Insecta; Diptera; Psychodidae
Product: COMM domain-containing protein 4
Exons: 3
Coding region: 126-710 (194 amino acids)
Source: RefSeq, a predicted model, not a curated record
AACUGAUUUUUUAAAUUUAAAAUUAUCUUACCCGACAUUUUCCCAACCACAAAAAUUUGAUUGUUUUGUGUUUUGUUUAUGUUUCUGGUGGACUGCUGAAAAUCCGGUGAAAAUUGAGAAUAAAAAUGAAAUUUCGUUUCUGUGGCGAUGGUGAUUGUCCAGACUGGAUCUUGGCGGAGAUUCAUUCCACUCUAUCUGUGCUGAGCUCAGUUAAGCUGCGUGUCCUGGCCCAAAUGGUUGCUAAGAGUGUCCUGGGUGAGGAUAUUCCGGAGGAAAAACUUCUUGACACUAUGAGUGCCAAUAAAAUGGACUUGAAAUCAGCAAGAUCAGCCUUUGCUUGCCUCCGAUUCCUCCUGACAAGUGCAGUUCGUCACAAUACUCCUCCAGCAAUCUUCGAGGCAGAAUUGCAACAAUUGGGUCUUCCCAAAGAGCAUUCUGCUGGACUCUGCCGGACAUUGGGAGAGUUCUCGGAGAGAUUGCAAGACUUCCUCAAUAGUCAAAGUCUCAGUGUCAAUGAACUGGAGGAUGUUCAUUGUGUCCCUUCGGAAACUUUGCCUGAUUGUGUGAACUUGAGAUUGGGCAUUAAGAAUGAGAUCAUCAAUGGGUUACCCCAGAAAACUGAACAUUCUGUCACCAUUCACAAAUCCCAGCUGCCAAUUCUGAUAAAGGAACUCAAGAGUGCUCGGGAUGUAGUGGAGAAACUAACAUAGGAAAGAGACCCCCCACCCAUUCCCUUGAGAUGACUAAAGUGUGAAUAUGGAUGUUGGGUAGGGAGAGGGAGAAUCUUGUCUAACUUUCUGUAUGUGUCUCAUCCAUAAAACAUUGAAAAAUCGUGUUAUCGAUCAAUUUUUUCGCCAUUUUCAUGAUUUUAUUAAGUGGAUACGUUUCCAUAAAUAUGUACCAUCAUCUUGCUCAGGAAGCACACGGUGCAUACAAGCUACCCAUAUAAAGAGGAGAAGGAACAUAUGUCGACAUCAUAUAUUUGAUGAUAAGGGCCAACAGGGUGAUGCCACAGACUUUUCUUCCUGAUAAUUCCACCAAAUAAUCAUUCUUUUCCCUACUAAAAUUUUCCAAUGCAUUUUCUUGGAAUGAUUUGUAAAUAAAUUCUUUUUCUGCAUUGAAAAGGCUACUAGGAGAUUUUUUUUAGGGGAAAAUUUAUCAUUAGUUUGCCUCCAAAAAGGGAACAAACUGUAUAGUGAAUUAAAUUCAUGUAACACAUGUUGUUUGGGGUUGGUGAAUCUUGUGAAUAGUAAAAUACGACCAAGUAAUGAGUAAAUGAUGACUUUUAACACUGUUAAUGUUCAAUAUUAUCAGGUAUCUGUGAGUGAUUGAAAGUUCUCUUGAGUCGAGUAUACUAUUGAAAUUAGUUUUUGUAAUUAUUUUUGUUCAUUAUGACUUCUAAAAAGUUGGAAAAAAAAACUCCACAUUUCUCAACAUCAAUGUAUGAAAUUUAUUAAAUAAAUAAAAAUAUAAUGUAAAUUACAA